This is a messenger RNA of Desarmillaria tabescens, 584 nucleotides long. RefSeq names its product 60S ribosomal protein L18A. Gene Ontology annotation, biological process: translation. The record is from RefSeq and is a predicted model, not a curated record. The transcript is spliced from 4 exons. The annotation marks the transcript as partial. Gene Ontology annotation, cellular component: cytosolic large ribosomal subunit; ribosome. Gene Ontology annotation, molecular function: structural constituent of ribosome. NCBI's taxonomy places the organism in Eukaryota, Fungi, Basidiomycota, Agaricomycetes, Agaricales, Physalacriaceae.
AAUGGGCCUCCAAGAGUAUCAAGUCGUCGGUCGCCACCUCCCAACGGAGGCUGAGCCUACCCCCAAAAUUUAUCGUAUGCGCAUCUUCGCUCCCAAUGAGGUUGUCGCCAAGUCGCGCUUCUGGUACUUCCUCAGACAAUUGAAGAAGGUCAAAAAAGCCAAUGGUGAAAUCAUCGGCGUCAACGUUAUCCAUGAAAAGAAGCCUUUGAAGGUCAAGAACUUUGGCAUCUGGCUCCGAUACGAUUCGCGCUCUGGUACCCACAACAUGUACAAGGAGUACCGCGACCUCAGCCGUGCUGAUGCUGUCAAGAGCAUGUACCAGGACAUGGCCGCUAGGCACCGUGCUCGUUUCCGCUCGAUCCACAUCCUCCGUGUCGUCGAGAUUGAGAAGACUGAGGACGUCCGCCGCCCUUACAUCAGGCAAUUGUUGACGCCUGGGUUGAAAUUCCCUCUUCCUCACCGUGUCUCCAAGGUUCGCUCGACCUUCGUUGCUUCCCGUCCUUCCACUUUCUAAGUGGUGGUGCUCUCGUGAGGCAAUGGGUGAGGUGGUGCCCUUCGGCCAUUAUGUGAUACUCAUGAUGUAU